Molecule: messenger RNA, 2165 nt
Organism: Synchiropus splendidus (mandarinfish)
Lineage: Eukaryota; Metazoa; Chordata; Actinopteri; Syngnathiformes; Callionymidae
Gene: kcnj11l
Product: potassium inwardly rectifying channel subfamily J member 11, like
Exons: 5
Coding region: 231-1541 (436 amino acids)
Biological process (GO): regulation of monoatomic ion transmembrane transport; potassium ion import across plasma membrane
Cellular component (GO): plasma membrane
Molecular function (GO): inward rectifier potassium channel activity
Source: RefSeq, a predicted model, not a curated record
AAGAAACGGUGGUUAUGCAUGACGAAAAGAAGUGAUCGUUAUUUGCCGAUCGGGAGUUCCGAGAUGACGUCUGGCUCAAUUUAAUUUUGAAAGGUCCCCCCGGAUGUUCUAAGCUUGUUGUUGUUGUUUGUAACUUGCUGGAUGUGAUGAUGGACGUCUGUUGAGGUCGCUGGCCGCCGAUCCUCGAUAGUUAUCGUAUUGCUGAGGGUCGAUCGACUGAUCAGGGCAUCAUGUUGGCCAGGAAGGGUUUGCUCCCCGACGGCUUCCUGUUGACCCGUUUGGCGGAAGACCAGAACCAGCCGAACCGCAGCAAGAGCCGCUCACAGAGAGCCCGCUUCAUCACGAAGACCGGCUCGUGCAACGUCGCGCACAAGAACAUCCGAGAGCAGGGCCGCUUCCUGCAAGAUGUCUUCACUACCAUGGUUGACCUGAGGUGGCAGCACUCGCUUCUGAUCUUCACCUCUGCGUUCCUCUGCUCCUGGAUGCUGUUUGCCAUGAUCUGGUGGCUGUUAGCCUUCGCCCACGGUGACCUGGAGCCUCGAUCCCCGGACCAAGAGCCGGCGCCCAUCCCCUGUGUCACAGCCAUCCACUCUUUCACCUCAGCCUUCUUGUUCUCCAUCGAAGUCCAGGUGACCAUUGGGUUUGGUGGCCGGAUGGUCACGGAGGAGUGUCCGCUGGCGAUCACCGUGCUGAUAAUCCAGAACAUUUUGGGUCUGAUCAUCAACGCCGUCAUGCUGGGCUGCGUCUUCAUGAAGACAGCGCAAGCUAACCGUCGCGCGGAGACGCUCAUCUUCUCCAGAAGCGCGGUCAUCGCCCCACGAAACGGAAGGCCGACCUUCAUGUUCCGUGUGGGAGACCUUCGGAAGAGCAUGAUCAUCUCCGCCACCGUCCAGCUGCAGGUGAUCCGGCGGACGGUCACGGCAGAGGGCGAGGUGAUCCCGCUCUGCCAGCUGGACAUCCAAGUGGAAAACCCUCUGAGGAGCAACGGCAUCUUCCUGGUGUCUCCUCUGAUUGUCAGUCACACGCUGGAGAGAGGAAGUCCCCUCUACGACCUGUCGGCUCAGUCGCUCAACUCAGAAGACCUGGAGGUCAUCGUCAUCCUGGAAGGUGUGGUGGAGACAACGGGGAUCAGCAUGCAGGCGCGGACCUCCUACACGCCCGAGGAGAUCCUGUGGGGCCGCCGCUUCGUCUCCAUCAUCACAGAGGAGGACGGCCGCUACUGCGUGGACUACUCCAAGUUUGGAAACACAGUGCCAGUGCGCAUGUCAUCACUCAGCGCUAAAGAGCUGGAUCAGACCCGCGGGAUCCAGGACACUGGUGGGGACACGCAGCUCCAGGGCUGGGGUCUGGUCCGGGCGGGGAGGGGCGGCUUCCGCAGAGGUGGUCGGACCUGUCACGCCUCCACCUCGCAGCCUUGGUAUGCCCAAGCCGAGAAGCCCGACAAUGAGACCGAACUUAAAGGGCAAAAGAAAACGGUUUUGCUGGAGGUGAUUGGACGACAGCAGGAGGGGGAGGAGCUUGGAGAAAUGACUGACACCUGACACUUUGCUGGGUCUUCUUUUGUGUCUGUAUUUUAAUAAUUUAUCAAGUAAAUGAUAGUGAAUUCUACUUUUAAUGAGUGUUUCCUGUCUGAACUCUAGUCUACACUUUCAAAUUCUGUAAAAAAGAACAUCAGUAUUUUGAUUUUGACCAGCAGACGUUACCAUAAACAACAACAACACAAGUCACUUGCUCAGGAUUUAUUGAUUUAUUUUGCUACCCCCUUGACACGUGAAGAAUGAGGUCUUAAAUACAGAAGCUUUCUUUCACAUAUAGGUGACUCAGGAGCGGCAAAGAAGCAUAACCAGCAGCGAGCCAAUCAGAGGCAGCAGGGGCGUGGCCUUGGCCAGGGUGUGGCCGCUGUUACAGAGGUUGCUGCUGCAGCAGCGGAACAUGAAGUCGGAGAUGAAUGGAAACAUCUGAGUCAGCCGGGAGACGUUGCACUCUGUGUAUCGCACACACUGUCGCACAGUCCGGCCACCUGCACACAGACACACACACACCAAGAGUGACAUAUAUACAGAAGGAGAAGACACUAGUGCGACAGUGAGACUCACAAAUGCACCGAAGAGACCGACACAAAAGAAACAAAACAGAGCCAAAAAUAAAACCCGUACAAUGCAGAC